AUGCAGAUGCUCAGGAAGUCCGCACAGCUUUCUGGCGGCGUGUCGCGCCGCUCGGUGGUGACCGUGCAGGCACGCCGCACUGUCAAGAGCUCCUCCUCGGACAGUGCCUGGUAUGGCCCGAACCGCCCCAAGUACCUGGGCGGCCUCUCGGGUGAGACCCCCGCCUACCUGACCGGCGAGUUCCCCGGUGACUAUGGCUGGGACACCGCCGGCCUGUCGGCCGACCCUGCGACCUUCGCCCGCUUCAGGAAGAUCGAGCUGAUCCACGCCCGCUGGGCCAUGCUCGGCGCCCUGGGCUGCGUGACCCCCGAGCUCCUGGCCAAGAACGGCGUGCCGUUCGGCGAGUCUGCCGUCUGGUUCAAGGCUGGCACCGCCAUCUUUGCCGAGGACGGCCUCAACUACCUGGGCAACCCCAACCUGGUGCACGCCCAGUCCAUCCUGGCCACCCUCGGCUUCCAGUUGGUCGUCAUGGGCCUGGCGGAGAGUUACCGUGCCAACGGCGAGGGUCCUGGCGGCUUCGCUGAGGGCCUGGACGCUGACUACCCCGGCGGUCCCUUUGACCCCCUGGGCCUGGCUGACGACCCCGACACCCUGGCUGAGCUCAAGGUCAAGGAGAUCAAGAACGGCCGGCUGGCCAUGUUCUCCAUGUUCGGCUUCUUUGUGCAGGGCCUGGUGACCCGCGAGGGCCCCAUCGCCAACCUGGACAGCCACCUCGCCGACCCCGGCGUCAACAACGCAUGGGCGUUCGCGACCAAGUUCGUCCCUACCCUGUAA
Monoraphidium neglectum is the source of this 774-nucleotide messenger RNA. RefSeq names its product Chlorophyll a-b binding protein. Bases 1 to 774 code for a protein of 257 amino acids. The transcript is spliced from 6 exons. Gene Ontology annotation, biological process: response to light stimulus; photosynthesis, light harvesting in photosystem I. Lineage: Eukaryota; Viridiplantae; Chlorophyta; Chlorophyceae; Sphaeropleales; Selenastraceae. Gene Ontology annotation, cellular component: chloroplast thylakoid membrane; plastoglobule; chloroplast envelope. The record is from RefSeq and is a predicted model, not a curated record.